AGGAGGAGGGGCCUGUUUUCCAUCAGGACCAAGGAGAGCUCUCCGGCCUUUCCCUCCCCCAGCCGGCUGCUCUCCCAUCCUUUGCUGUUCCUUCCUUCUUGUCAUCAAAGCAGGGGGCUGGAGCUAAUUUUAGGAAGAGAGAGAGGAGGGAGAUACUUCAGAGUCAUCCGAUCCUGGAGGAGGUUAACGCAACGCCUUGUUUUCUGGGGGAGGGCAGGAAGAAGAGCAAGGGGUAGGGGAGGGGGUGGGGAGGAGGAGGAGGAAGAGGAGGUGGCACCAGCCGGUCGGUCGAGAGCGUCUCUCCCCUGGAUGGAACCAAACUGUAUCCAAUCGACCAUGGCGCUAGGGUUGUCUUCUAAGAAAGCAUCUUCCAGGAACAUCGCGGUGGAAAGGAAAAACCUGAUUACCGUCUGUAGAUUUUCUGUAAAGACCCUGCUGGAAAAAUAUACAAUAGAACCCAUUGAUGACUCAUCAGAGGAAUUUGUGAACUUUGCUGCCAUCCUAGAACACAUACUUAGCCAUCGUUUCAAAGGAGACCAUGGUCCUGUCAGUUGGUUCAGCUCCGAUGGGCAGCGCGGCUUCUGGGAUUAUAUUCGCCUGGCCUGCAGCAAGGUCCCGAAUAACUGCGUCAGUAGCAUUGAAAACAUGGAAAACAUCAGCACCUCCAGAGCCAAGGGUCGGGCAUGGAUUCGUGUGGCACUGAUGGAGAAGCGUAUGUCAGAGUAUAUUGCCACAGCACUGCGGGAUACCAGAACUACCAGGAGAUUUUAUGAUGAUGGGGCAAUCAUGCUGAGAGAGGAAUCAACAGUUCUCACAGGGAUGCUGAUUGGACUCAGUGCCAUAGACUUCAGUUUCUGCUUAAAAGGGGAAAUCAUGGAUGGCAAGACUCCUGUGGUUAUUGACUAUACUCCAUACCUGAAGUUUACACAGAGUUACGAUUACCUAAGUGAUGAGGAGGAUCGGCGCAGCUUGGAAAGCAGCACAAGUGAGGACAGUUCCCCUGACCACCCCUACUUACCCCUGGUGACCGCUGAAGACAGUUGGUACAAUAAAUGGCGCAAGAUGGAGCAGAAGUUUCGCAUUGUGUAUGCACAAAAGGGCUAUUUAGAGGAGCUAGUUCGGCUGAGAGAAUCGCAACUAAAGGAUCUGGAGGCAGAGAACAAACGCUUGCAGUUGAGGCUGGAGGAGGUGAAGGUGCAGAAUCAGCUAGAGAAGCGGGAGCUGGAGGGCGUCAUCUUGGAACUGCAAGAGCAGCUACUUCCCUCCUCCUGCUCUGCCCCCAGGACGGGACUCAUCCCCUCUGACAACACCCAGUUUACCCAACUUGCCAAGGAAAUGGCUGCGCCUUUGGUGAACCAGUGGCCCUCUUUGGGAACUCUGAAUGACAAUGAAGGCCGCUCAGAAGCCAAACUGUACAGAAGGCACAGCUUCAUGAGCACAGACCAGCUGUCAGCAGAAAUUAGCCUGAGUUCGGAUUCCCAAAGGCUGGGUGAAGGAAAGCGCGAAGGAGAGCCGUGGGGGCCGCUGGGAAAGGACCCAACCCCAUCCAUGCUAGGCCUCUGUGGGUCUCUGGCCUCUCUUCCUAGCUGCAAGUCCUUAGCCAGCCUUAAAUCAAACGAGUGCCUGGUGAGCGACAGCAUUGAACCCAGCCCUGCUCACAGCCCCAGCUGAGACGCCAGAUCACUGGCCCCACCAACCAUGUGAUGCCUGUGGGGAAGCAGAGGCUGCAAGCGGACAAAAUGAGUGGGCCCAUGGACUUGAUAGCAGCAGCUGGGGACAACCAAACCUUUUUUCCAGCCUGAUGAUACCGUAGGACGACAAGCCUGCAUCUUCCAUUGAAUACCCUUACAAACAGACUUUCCUCCUUAAACUGGGAUCAGGGAAAUCAAAAUAUUCCCCACCCAGGAUUUUAAAAACCAGAAAAGAAAAAGGCCGCACGCGUAUUGGAAGCUGAAAGAAUUGCCUGCCAGAAGCGCUUUUGUGCUUAUAUGAAUCAUUCAAAUGAUGCUGUGUAUAUUAUAUGUUAUAUAUAUAAUAUAAUAUAUAUGAUUGAGCUUGCUGAGAGGCAGCUGCCUCCAGUAAGGAAGAUUUUUAGCAAUUAACAGCUGCACCACCAGUUCAACCUUUGGGGGACUAAAGGAGAAAAGAAGAUGCCCAGCAGAGCAACGUGACAUUUUGCAGACAGGAGACUGCGAAGCUAGGAGGUCCUCUGAAGCAAAAACGUCUGAACUAUGUUAGGGAAAGGGUCAGAGCUAUAGGUUCUCAGGCUGAACUCAAUUGCCCAUUCUUCAUGAGGCAUACCUGCACAAUGAACAGCAAGGUACUCGGACCUUAUACGUGCCCAGUGCCCAGCCCACUUACUGAGAACACAAUGUGCCUGGGAAGAUUUGAGUAACUGUUGGGAAAAGUUUUCCCUCUUCUCUCUCGCAGUCAUCCACUCUUUUCCUCACAAGUGCAGAACCUGUUCCGAACAAUCUUGCUACCUCCUUGCUAUAGGAAGAGAGUUCUAGACUCCUCUAGGUGCCUGGGCUGCUUUGAGGUGCAGGCUUCCCUCAACCCCACUGGCCUCCCAAACAGAAGAAUCUUUUUUCUAUACGUUUCUCCUGCAUGCUACAAUCCCAGUGGAACUUUCUGUUAUAGGGCCAGGAGUGUGAACAGCCUUGGGAUGAGGCCAGGGGAAAGAGGGCCAGUUCACACAUCUGGACUGUUGGUGGGGCAAAUAAGGCCUCUUCCCCGGCCACAAUUUUGAUGUGGCAAAACAAGGAUGCUCCAAUAUGCAAUGAGCUUGCAAGUUGCCCCAUCUUCCUCAUCUGGAAAACUGUUGCUCAGCAUCUGGGGAGGCUUGUCAGGAUUAAUGAACAAUAAUUAAAGCAGAUUAAGGAGCUGGCAGCAAAA
Messenger RNA from Hemicordylus capensis (graceful crag lizard), 2895 nucleotides. RefSeq names its product RUN domain containing 3A (gene RUNDC3A). NCBI's taxonomy places the organism in Eukaryota, Metazoa, Chordata, Lepidosauria, Squamata, Cordylidae. Gene Ontology annotation, cellular component: cytosol. The record is from RefSeq and is a predicted model, not a curated record. The transcript has 11 exons. Bases 310 to 1671 code for a protein of 453 amino acids.